AGUCAGCUGACUGACUGACUGACUGACUACUUGAUGUGUGGCGCACGUGGAGUGGUGGAAACCUAGCCAACCUCACCCUUUCAACACAAACAGACCCGCUCUUGGCGCCACUGGGUGUGCCACGCCAGACCCACUCAGACCAAUCGAAGAACAUGGAUGGCGUGGAUGAACUCGAGAAGGGUGAUCCCAACAUUAACUUUGUGCCUUGUCUCAAAUGGAUUCGCCGAGGCAUGGCCCAAGCCCAACCCGAAAAGCUGAAAUUGUCGCCCGAGGAAUUGGCCGAAGUGAUUGCUCAAACGCAAGCUCAAAUCACGGGGAUGGAAAAUCAGAACCAAGACGAGGAUGACGACGAUGUCGAGGAUGACCAGGAUGACGAGAAUGAGGAUGAGGCAGACGACCAAAGUGUCGAGAAUACCCAAGAUACUGAUUCCGCCCCUCAGCAUCCUCCGCUCAACGAAGACGAACGCAUCGCCCAAGAGUACGCCAUGGAUGAUUAUGAUCAAGAGGACCCGGAUGACAAUGCGGGUAGUCUUGGCUUAGGGCGUUUGGUCACAUUCGCUGAUCCACGGCAAGACCCAUAUCUCCAAGAUCCCGACCUAGAUGAUGAUGAUAGCGAUGUUGAGGACAUGAUCAUCAAGCCCACCGACAAUCUGUUGGCCGUCGGUCACAUCGAAGGCGACGCACCCACCCUUGAAAUAUACGUUUACAAUGAUGUGGAAGACGCUUUCUACGUGCAUCACGAUGUACUCUUGCCCUCGUUUCCCUUGGCCUUGGAGUGGCUGAGUUAUGAUCCCGGCGAAGAGACCGGUGGUAAUUUCAUGGCGGUGGGCACCAUGGAGCCCGUGAUUGAUGUAUGGGAUUUGGACGUCGUGGAUGGGCUCGAACCCGCUUAUCGUUUGGGUCAGAAAGGCCAGAAGAAGAAGAAGAUCAAAGCGGUGGGACAUAAAGAUGCGGUGCUCGCUUUAGCUUGGAAUCAUCAUGUCGAGUACAUAUUGGCUAGUGGCAGCGUCGAUCAAAGUGUCUUGCUUUGGGAUUUGAGCGGCGGUCAGGUCAAACAUCAACUCAAUGCCCAUAUGGAGAAAGUCCAAGCUUUACAAUGGCAUCCGUUUGAGUCCAAUAACUUGCUAACUGGUUGUUGCGAUAAAAAAGCUCGCGUGUUCGAUUGCCGUGGGUCCGAAUUUAAAGCUUGGCAAGUUGAAGGUGAAGUCGAGAAAGUAGUAUGGAACCAUUUCAAUCCAUUCACAUUUUUAGUAGCCACAGAUACUGGUUACGUACAAAUGAUCGAUGUCCGCCAGGAGAAGGCCCCCAUUUGGACGUUGCAGGCGCAUUCCGAGGGUGUCAAUGGCUUGAGCCUGUCAACUCAAUGUCCGGAUAUGAUGGUGACCGUGUCCAGUGAUCGGACCAUGAAGGUCUGGGACAUUGCCAAUCACAAACCAGGUUGCGUGCAAGAGCGAGCCAUGGCGUUGGGACAAAUCCAUUGCCUGGAAAAUUGCCCGGACGCUCCGUUUGUUAUGUGCAUGGGCGGGGACGAACCAUCCAACAAUUUGAAGGUCUUGGACAUUCGAGAAUCGGCAUCUGUUCGACAUCGGUUCGGGGAACGCAAAUUGACCAAUCCAUUAAAGACCUCUAAUUUUGGCUACAGUACUAUUAAUGAAGCCGAACCCGAUCCCAGCCCAGAGACUACGGUCGACGCCGAGAUGGCCAGUGAUGCCUUAGAAGCUAUGGCUUUGGAGACCGAGAGCAUAACCGUGAUCCAGCCCCCGGUCGUGAGCGGUGGAGCCGUGGGCAAAUUCAAGAAGAAAGAAAAAAAGAAAAACAAAAAGAAAAAAGAGUUUUGAAUUUAGACCUCGUAAUAUGUCAUCUUAUGUUUGCGAUAAUUAUAAUCGGAAAAAGUGA
Messenger RNA from Tigriopus californicus, 1896 nucleotides. RefSeq names its product periodic tryptophan protein 1 homolog (gene nclb). Bases 153 to 1838 code for a protein of 561 amino acids. Gene Ontology annotation, cellular component: nucleus. Gene Ontology annotation, biological process: rRNA processing. Gene Ontology annotation, molecular function: protein binding. NCBI's taxonomy places the organism in Eukaryota, Metazoa, Arthropoda, Copepoda, Harpacticoida, Harpacticidae. The transcript has 8 exons. The record is from RefSeq and is a predicted model, not a curated record.